AUGGAACUUUUAGAAGAGAAUUACAAGCAUUCGGCUGAGAGACUAGAUAGACCAUCUCAAUAUUUGAUUAAGAAAGCUGUCCGUAGACAAAAUUUUGAUAACUUAAAUCGAGCCUUACACCUGAAAACAGUUUACGUCGGUAAUUUAUCACAUUUCACUAGUGAAGAGCAGAUACAUGAAUUGUUUCUGAAAUGUGGAACAAUUGAUAGAAUUAUAAUGGGAUUGGAUAGAAAUAAAUUGACACCUUGUGGUUUUUGCUUCGUCAUAUACAAAAGAGAGGAAGGGUCAUUAAAUGCAAUGAAAUUCCUUAAGGGAACAAACUUAGACAGUCAAGUUUUAGAAAUUGAUUUAGAUCCAGGUUUCCGUGAGGGGAGGCAGUUUGGUAGAGGUGUGUAUGGUGGACAGGCUAGUCAAGAAGGAAAACAAGAUAAUGGAUUUCAGAGAAAGAGAUUUGAACAUAGAGGUGGUUUUAGAGGAAGAGGAAGAGGAAGAGGUGGUUUCAGAGGAAGAGGUGGUUUUAGAGGUGGAAGAGGACGUGGUGGAUAUAGAAAUCACAAUUCGUCUAACCCACAGCAAGAUGCAUCUGUUUAUAUUCCAUCCAGUGACCCGUCAUUCAAGGCACCUACAACCUUCAAUCCAAUGGCCGAUAUGAGUAAUGAGAAUCAGGAACAAUGGUAA
Messenger RNA from Debaryomyces hansenii CBS767, 678 nucleotides. RefSeq lists its product as uncharacterized. Gene Ontology annotation, biological process: mRNA cis splicing, via spliceosome. The transcript has a single exon. Gene Ontology annotation, cellular component: nuclear cap binding complex. NCBI's taxonomy places the organism in Eukaryota, Fungi, Ascomycota, Pichiomycetes, Serinales, Debaryomycetaceae. The coding region runs from base 1 to 678 and encodes 225 amino acids. Gene Ontology annotation, molecular function: RNA cap binding. The record is from RefSeq and is a predicted model, not a curated record.